This is a messenger RNA of Alternaria viburni, 1785 nucleotides long. RefSeq lists its product as uncharacterized. Gene Ontology annotation, molecular function: protein binding. The record is from RefSeq and is a predicted model, not a curated record. The coding region runs from base 1 to 1785 and encodes 594 amino acids. NCBI's taxonomy places the organism in Eukaryota, Fungi, Ascomycota, Dothideomycetes, Pleosporales, Pleosporaceae. The transcript has 5 exons.
AUGCGCUUCGAAUACUCUAGCUUGGCACUUUUUGCCGGGAUUUCUUGGGCAGCCUCUUCCCCAAACACUACAAACUUCGAGCGGGAGACGCGCAGCCUCGAUGAAAUUUACCAGGCAGCUUUGGCAGAAGGUGGCGUUGUCACUCUUUGGCAUGGCGGCGAUGAGAAGACCCAGCAGAACAGUCUGAAGAGCGCCUUCGAGGCACGGUUCCCUAACAUGACACUCAAUGUCACCGUCGACCUGUCGAAGUACCAUGAUGUCAACCUUGACGCACAAUUGGCUGCCGACAAUGUUUACGUCGACAGCAUCAUCUUGCAGACGCUUCACGACUACCCAAGAUGGAAGAAGCAAGGCGCUUUGAUGAACUACGCACCAUUGAACUUCGACAAGAUCUAUCCUGUGUUCAAGGAUGCCGAAGCGGCUUACAGUGGACUGCUUAUCUUUGAUUGGGGUAUCUCUGCAAACAUGAACAAGACGAGCACCAUGCCGACUUCGUACCAAGACUUCACGAAGCCCGAAUACAAGGACAAGAUCGUUCUGACCUACCCUAAUGACGAUGAUGCCGUCUUGUACCAGUUCGAACUAAUCAUCGAAGAGCUCGGUGAGGAAUGGUUCAACGCCCUGCUGGCCAACAACCCCCGCUGGGUGCGCGGUACUGCCACUCCCGGCACACUCAUCAAGGCUGCCAACAGCAGCAGCGCGGUGACCUUCAGCUCGGGUUACUCAUUCGCAGACCGACCACCAGUCACGUACGCGCUCCCCAGCGACGCCAAAUUUGUCUCUUGGGCUCAGACCGGCGCAAUUCUGAAGAAAGCACCCCACCCUGAAGGCGCAAAGCUACUCCACAGCUUCAUGCUCAGCGACGAGAACCAAUCUAGCCGUGGCUGGAGCGUCCGUGAGGAUAUUCCAGCACCAGAAGGCGCCGAGACGAUCCUGCAGCAGCCCGGUACUGAUGCGCCUGCGUUUGCUGAGUUCAUGGCAGACCGUGGUCAUGUUGAGAGGCGGAGGGACUUUUAUGAAGUUAGGAUUGGUACGGCGCAGGGCCUUAGCCCGCUUGUUGAUGACUUGCUCUUCAACAACCCCGCGCUAUCCGAUGUCAAGAUCAAGCAGAUACACGAAGGUCACACGCGCGAGUACUAUGCGCACAAGGCUGUGCUAUGUUUAGAGUCCGACUACUUUCUCAAUGCUUUCACUGGCAACUUCAAGAUAGAUUGGCAGAUAUUCGGAGCUGUGUGGAAGGAGAACACUAACGAUCUGCAGGAAGCAUCGGAAGGCGUCAUGGAACUCCAUGAGGACGAUCCCGAGCACUUUGAGUUCCUUCUCAAGUUCAUGUACACCGGCGCCUACAACAGACACGAGAUCGCGAAAUUCGCAGGCGACGACAAGACCAAACGGGUUCUUGUCCCGAUCGGCAUUCACGCGAUUGCUGACAAGUAUGACGUCGCCAAGCUCUACGAGCCAGCUGCGGAAGACGUGAAGGCUGUAUUUAUGGAAGCUUCCAAAGGCCAGGAUAUGCUCAUCACUGCAAUCCGCGCUCACUACGGUACCGAAGUCAACGUCGAUGGGGCUAUGGGGCGUCUCCUAACUUCCGUUGUGUUCGAAAAGCACCAAGACCUUGUCCAGAAGAAGGCAUUCGAGCAGCUGCUAUUGUCGUAUCCCACCUUCGCCGCAGAUGCUGCACUACACUCUCAGCGAAGCAACACACUUGGUGAAGGGGCUCUUGUUAAGCUGCAUAAGGUUCUAUUGUCCCAAGUGCGCCUGUCACAGAGUUCUUCCAUGAUAUGA